GAAUCAGUUCGAAAAAGUCAGUCUUAGUGAGGAGAACACACCCAUCAAGCUAGUGGAUACAGUUUUUCAGGAUAUACAAGGAUUACCGGAAUGCGUCGAUCUGUUUUGCUGCUCCUAAUCUCCGCCAUUGUGCUGAGUGCGGCACUUGCUCUGCCAGCAAAUUGGAAGGAGUCCGAGUCCGAGUCCGAGUAUCAUGAUUAUAACGAGCUAUCGGAGCACCAGGAUCUGAACAGCAGUAUCGAGAAAACUAUCAGCAAGCGAGCUGCCAAGGACACUAGUGACAGCACGGAGGAUGGUGGCAGUGAGGAUGUUAACGAUAAAAUGGACAGCUCAAUGGAAUCCUCUUGGGUGGGGGAACAUAUGGUGAUCAUGGCAUCCGAGGAAGAAGCGGAGUCCGGUGUCAGAAGGCGCAGGUCUGGUGAGAGGAACAGGAACUUAUCGCUCCUGGCCACGAUUUGCCCGUAUGCUGAUUUCAGCCAAUUGGAGAACGGUAUUACCUUAAAUUCUAGAAUUGAAAUCACUGAUAUGUAUGCGAUUUGUAAAACUCUACCAGAGUCCGGUCGGGCACACGCAAUACAACUUUCCAGCGAUUAAAUAAAAGCAAACAAAAAUUCCAAGAA
This is a messenger RNA of Drosophila sechellia, 620 nucleotides long. RefSeq lists its product as uncharacterized. The record is from RefSeq and is a predicted model, not a curated record. The transcript has a single exon. NCBI's taxonomy places the organism in Eukaryota, Metazoa, Arthropoda, Insecta, Diptera, Drosophilidae. Bases 91 to 594 code for a protein of 167 amino acids.